Messenger RNA from Clonostachys solani, 2850 nucleotides. The record is from the annotation of a GenBank genome assembly. NCBI's taxonomy places the organism in Eukaryota, Fungi, Ascomycota, Sordariomycetes, Hypocreales, Bionectriaceae.
AUGGACCGGACUAUUGCGGGGAUGGUUGCUCAGCAACUAACUGUCGUCUCAUCUUGCCUACGAACUAGCUGCAGCGAGUUUGGAUUCUGUGGGACUGCCUCUGAUUACUGUAAUGCUAGAUGCCAAAGCAAUUGCGAGGAGCACCCGGAUCCCCCACCUGCUUCGGGGAGCGGUGGAGGUGAUGUUCUCAAGAGAGUCAUUGGGUAUUAUAAGGGGUGGAAUGCAGUAUCAAAAUGCCACCAGACUUUGCCGGUCGAUUUGCCGCUGUCUGCCUUGACUCAUAUCAACUUCGCAUUUGCGUUUGUGGAGCCCGGUACCUAUGCUAUUGUACCAAUGGACGGUACUAUUGCAACAAGUCUUUUCACGGACACUACUAACCUUAAGAAAUUGAACCCUGGGCUUAAAGUGUUUAUAAGUGUGGGCGGAUGGACCUUCUCAGACAAUGGAACGGUCACGCAACCGUUGUUGGGAGAAAUAUCUGCCGAUGCCACUAAACGUGCCAAGUUUUCUUCUCAGAUUGUCCACUUCUUGUCCACCUAUGGAUUUGAUGGACUUGAUCUCGAUUGGGAGUACCCCGGAGCUCCUGACCGAGGCGGCAAAGAUGAAGAUACAGCUAAUAUGGUUCUACUCUUCGCCUCUAUUAGAAGUGCGUUCGAUAAAGCAAAAAAGGGCUAUGAACUUACAUUCACUAUUCCUGCAUCUUAUUGGUAUCUGCGGUGGUUCGACAUGCCUGGAUUGAUGAAAUAUGCUGAUUGGACAAAUCUUAUGAGUUACGAUAUUCAUGGAAUAUGGGAUCGCGAAAAUGAAAUUGGCAAUGUGGUGCAACCGCACACCAAUUUGACUGAAAUAAAGCGAGCAACAGAGCUUCUCUGGAGAGUCGGUGUUCCUCCUGAUAAGAUUGCGCUUGGCUUUGGAUUCUACGGACGAAGCUUCACGCUCAAGGAUCCCAAUUGUUCUAAGCCAGGUUGCCGAUUCAGCGGCGGCUCUCACCCAGGAGCAUGUACGGCUACCAGCGGCUACCUUGCGCCCUACGAGAUUCAAGAUAUCCUGAACAAGAAACCUUCCAUAGAAGUUCACCAUGAUGAAGAGGCAGCAGUGAAGUACUUCUCUUGGGAUACGAACCAAUGGAUUUCAUAUGACGACUCGACCACCUUCAAGCAAAAAGUCGAUUGGGCCAACAAAAUUGGCCUCUCUGGAUCGCUUAUAUGGGCCGCUGAUCUCGAUGACUAUGAAUGGUCCGCUCAUGAGGGGUUGUUUGGCAAGAAAAUCAAACCCAAUAAUGAGAUUGACAAUGUAGCUCAUCGCGACUAUGCGCUCUCGCAAUCAUCCAGCCUUGUUACAUCAGAGCUUCGGAACGACUGCUUCUUAUUUAAGCAGUGCGUAGAUCGUGACAUCGUCAAGUGUGGUGCCGGAUACUCCAUGGUUGGAUACGAUAAGAGUGGAUGCGGUAGUGUAGGCUCAAAACCCAUUUGCGAGGUCACGCUGUACGAUUCCAAAACCGGGGGCGGAUUCGAGAAUGAAUCAGGCGAGUCUUCGUGUACUCGGGGACACAAGGUGUUCUGCUGUCAGGCGCACAACUUCACUGAUUUGACAAAGGAUUGCGCCUGGACGAAGUGGGAAGUUACGUUGGCAACGGAUACGACUGGAGAUAGCGUGCGGUCUGGCUGCAACUGGGGCCGAAGAAAGGCGCUAUGUUGCACACCAAAUUUGGAUGCUAUCGCUCCCACGCCGUGCGACAACAAGAAUUGUUCUGGUGACGAGUCCAGCUGCGCCAAAGAUUCAUACGCGGACGAUUUCUCAGACGAGGACCAGUGUGAUCCUACGGACUGCUUCUUGGACAGUGUCGAUAGUGCAUCGGGCGACGUUCACAUACAAGGAGAUAAGAAGCGAUCGUUUACCAGGGAUUUCUAUGAUUUCAAUACGCUUCUCUUUCUUGCUAGAGUGGUUAUGGAACCCAGGAGAUACACAGGACCUACUGUGUUGCAUGCUCCCACACGCAGUACACCAGCAUCGACAAAUGUGUUCAGGCUAAGUGGCACCACUUGUUUCUCGACCACUAUUGAGGUUGUGGAUCGUUGGUCCCUGACCAACCAGGAGCUUGAGGACGGAUAUGAUACCGAGCACAACCCAGAUUUACAAUAUGUGGCUUCUUUAAUUUGGACUGCUGGUACAGGCAUAUUGCCGGACGGCUCAAGAGCCCAAACCUCACCAAUUGACCCUAGAGACUUGGCAAACUUGUGGAACAACCAGUUGCUGAACCCAGCCGAUACUCGCACAGGAAGCAGUCGAGGCAUUAGAACUCCCAAUGGCUAUUUAAUGGACCAGUUUGGCUCUCAGGGCAAUCGGGCGCCUUUGCUCAUUCUUGAGCGCGGUGUGAACCAAAUCAAGGGUGCUAUAUUCACCGAAGAUACUUCCCCUCGAUCUAUAACCACGAUGACAAACCUUCUUGAGACGGCGAUUGGGGGAACAGGGCACGAGGAGCUCCUGCAGCCCAUACGGGAGGCAAUCGCCGUGUUUCGGUACAUCAAUCAUCCUGAUGCUCGCCCCAGAAUCCAAGCCAAUCGUCGGGCGCUCCUAGAAACCUCGCGGUCCAUUUCCACAUCAGUACUGGGGCUUGGGCGGCUUCAUGCUCUACAUUUGGAACAUGAUGCGAACUGGUAUCGGACACGCACGAGAAGGGCCCGAACUUGGGUUGCGGAUCAGCUUGUGCGCAUUGCUGCCGCUUUCACAGCGGAGGAGAAUGCCGGACGAACUCCGACAAACUUGCAGGUUAUUCGCGCCGCUCUCAACAGCUUGUUCGAUGAUCUACAGUACAUGGAACCUCCCCCUGACGAUCCUAAUGUUCCAUAA